Messenger RNA from Labeo rohita (rohu), 3104 nucleotides. RefSeq names its product zinc finger protein 558. Gene Ontology annotation, molecular function: DNA-binding transcription factor activity, RNA polymerase II-specific; RNA polymerase II cis-regulatory region sequence-specific DNA binding. NCBI's taxonomy places the organism in Eukaryota, Metazoa, Chordata, Actinopteri, Cypriniformes, Cyprinidae. Gene Ontology annotation, biological process: regulation of DNA-templated transcription. Bases 16 to 1815 code for a protein of 599 amino acids. The transcript has 4 exons. The record is from RefSeq and is a predicted model, not a curated record.
UCUUCAAACUGUAGUAUGUUGAGCAUGAAAGCGCAGGUGGAUGUGAUCUGCUGUAAAUCAGUAGGAACUGAUCUGUCCAUGCUGGAUAUUGAGGAUUUCAUCACAGAAAUCUGUCAGCUGAAGAAAGAGGUGGCGUCACUGGAGGCAAAGCUGAGAGAAAGAGGAGACAAACUGAACAGAGAGGAUGUGGAGAAGGUUUCAGCGCGUGUGACUGAUGGGACAGAAGCUCAGGAUUCAGUCUGGAGCGUCAGAGAUCAGAGAUCCAGAGACACACAGGACUCAGAGCUCAGCCUCACUUUACUCUGUUUUACUGACGCUCAGGAUCAUGAAUCCACUGAGCAAACCUCUGACUGUAACGCUGGAGAACAGCAGAUGCUGCAGACGCCGCUGAAGAUGUGCUCCGUCAAACUGGGGGACUGCAGGAACCUGAUAGAGAGCAGAGCAGAAGAAGAACAGAGUAACAUGGAAAAGCUGGAUGAUGAUUGGAUUGAUGAUAAGAAUGAUACUAAAGAUGGGACAGAAGCUCAGGAUUCAGUCUGGAGCGUCAGAGAUCAGAGAUCCAGAGACACACAGGACUCAGAGCUCAGCCUGAGUUUACUCUGUCAUAGUGACCCUCAGGGUCAUGAAUUCAUGGAUCAAACCAUUGACUGUAAAGCUGAAGAAGAGGAGAUGCUGCUGACGCCGCUGAAGAUGUGCUCCGUCAAACUGGUGGACUGCAGGAACCUGAUAGAGAGCAGAGCAGAAGAAACCACUGCAGAGGAACAACAACAGACUGAUGAGGAAGAGCAGGAUGAUGAUGUUGAUGAUGGAGACUUUGUUCCUUCAGAUGACAGCGCUGGUUCAUACUCUGAUGAAGAAACUGGAUCUACAUCUAAGGAACAAAGGACAAUGACCGACUCUGGAAAGGCAUUCAGCAAACAGGGUAAUUUAACGAGACAUCAGAGAAAACACACAAAACGAGAAGUCUACAGCUGCAAGAUAUGCAACAUCAGCUUUCCUACCUUCAAAGAGAGAAGACUUCAUGCAAAAGAGCACAGCGUGAAGAAGGAGUUUCACUGCGAACAGUGUGGGAAGGAAUUUUUCACCACUCCUUAUAAUAUGAGAGCUCAUAUGAAGACACACAACGAAACGUCUCUCCAGUGCAACAAAUGUAAUAAGUUUUUCCGCAACAAUCGAAAUCUUUCUGUUCAUAUGAGAAUACACACAGGUGAAAAGCCGUACAAAUGCCCUCAGUGCGCGAAGUGCUUCACCCAGAGAUCUCAUCUGAACAACCAUCUACUCACGCACACCAAUGAGAAUCCAUAUCAGUGCAGUGAAUGUGGUAAACCUUGUAAAAGCUCAGCUACUCUAAAGGCACAUCAAAAAAUGCACUCGGAUGACAAACCAUAUCAGUGUUCACAUUGUGGGAAACAUUUCCGUUAUUCGGCUCACUGUAAAAGCCAUGAGAGGACUCACACCGGAGAGAAACCGUACCUGUGCUCCGACUGCGGGAAGAGCUUUGCUAGUCCAUAUGCUUUCAAAGUUCAUCAGAGAAUUCACACAGGAGAAAGACCGUAUCCCUGUAGUGACUGUGCAAAGAGUUUUUAUAAGCUAAGUGACUUAAAACUACACCAGAGGACUCAUACAGGAGAAAAACCUUUUAAAUGCUCACAUUGUGACAAGGCUUUUUCUGCAUCAUAUUCUCUGAAGAUCCAUGAAAGAAUGCAUACAGGAGAGAAACCUUACUGCUGCUCCAUCUGCGGCAAGAAAUUUGCUUUUAAAAGGGGUGUUCAGAAGCACCAGAAGAAACACGCUGCUCCAGAAUCAUCAUUUUAGGUUGUCUAAAACAGUGUUACAGGACUGUUUUAAGGUUGUAAAAAGUAAGUAGGACGGGGUGCCCAAACCUGCUCUUGGAGGGUCGCUGACCUGGAGAGUUUAGCUCCAACCAUAAUUAAACAAACCUGAAGCAGCUAAUCAAGAGCUGUCUCUGAAAAGCUGUCUGUGUCUGAAAUCACCUGCCCUAUUUGAGGAAACAGCCAUUUGAAAUGGCAUCCAAAACCACAGUGGACUCUACUGAGUGCACUCAUUCAAUGCCACAAUUCAAAAACGAGUGUACAACUGAUUUAAGGCCUGGGUAUACUUGACCUUCCACGUUCCAUUACAACUCGCGCACAGCUGCAUUUGCACAGUUUUUAAAGCAUACUCAUCUGCGGAUGAGCACAGAUUGCCAAGUUCAACACAUGUGCCGUACAACUGAUGGUAAGCCCCGCCCCUUGAACGCAGAUGAGCCAAUGGCAUUCCAGUAUCAGUUGUAUCAGUAUCAGUUGCUCGGACAUCUUUAGGUUUCAGCGCCAUAGAGAUACAUUGGAGGUCCGAAGCUCACAUCUGUUUAAUGGUGUUUAUGCUACAAAAAUAGUAAAACGAUGUGCCUGGGGUAACUUUUAACACUUUUUCCAAGUAUCCUGAGAGGAUAGGCAAUAAAAUUUAAUUUCUUAAACCCAAACAAAAGAGCAAAAUGUCCCUAAGCAUUCAAGUUUAAUCCCAAUGAAGACAAAAACGUUCAUUUUCUGGUGUCAUACACUCAUUAAGUUUCCUCUGCUCAGGCAGAACAUUAAUUUAUCUUGUACUUCAGCAAAGUAUCUCUGGCUGAAACUAGCUAACGUUCAAGUUAGUGAGUCCAUACCUAAAGGACUCCUGUGUCUCUGCUGACUUUUUCUUGCGGUUGCGCUGUUGUACUCACGGUCUCCAAAAACUCUUCCAUUCAGAUAGGGUGCAUGGCUGUCCGUGAGCCCUCCUGAUGAUGAAAAUUACGUAAUGCGGACGGUCGAAGUAUUCUUUGGCCUUUACACUGUAAGGGUCAUGCCAAAUUAAUGCAUGAUGUUGGAUCUCCAGGAGCAGGAUUGGACAACCCUGCUCUAGAACAUUAUAUACAGUGUAGAAAUGAAUCUUCUGGAUGAAGAACUGUUUUUGUGACAGCUUUAAAUUCACUUUAACGUGCAGAUCAGUGUCUGAUAUUGAAUUACAGUGUGUGUUUAUGGGUUUUUUAUUUGCAACAACCGAAUGAUGAGGCCUAAUAAUUUUAUCAGUUAUUAAAUACUUCUUGAAAAACAUCAUGACAUGAAAUG